This is a messenger RNA of Caenorhabditis remanei, 816 nucleotides long. RefSeq lists its product as uncharacterized. Gene Ontology annotation, biological process: protein homooligomerization. The record is from RefSeq and is a predicted model, not a curated record. The coding region runs from base 1 to 816 and encodes 271 amino acids. Gene Ontology annotation, molecular function: protein binding. The transcript is spliced from 4 exons. NCBI's taxonomy places the organism in Eukaryota, Metazoa, Nematoda, Chromadorea, Rhabditida, Rhabditidae.
AUGAAUUACAUACCUCUACUUCUUUUCUUAGUUUUAUUUUCUACUGUUUUGGGAACCCACCAUUCCAGUCACUCCCCAGUAAAGUUGGAUAUUGGGGGUACUGUAUUCAAGACUACUAGACAAACGCUAACAAAGCAUGAUGGAUCGUUUAAAACAAUGUUGGAAGCGGAUACUCCGGUCGAAAAAGACGACAAUGGGUGCAUAUUCAUUGACCGAGACCCUCGUCACUUCCCCUCUAUUCUGAACUACCUCCGAGAUGGAUAUGUUAGACUCCCCAAUUCCGAGCACACUGUCAGAGAGAUUCUUCGUGAGGCUAAACACUACAAGCUUGAGGGGUUGAAGGAGUUGUGUGAGGCAAAACUAGUCACUGGAUUCUCACUUGUAGAGAAGAAUAAUCAAAGCACCGUGGUGUCCGUGGCACCAGUUCCACAAUACAGUGUUCCAGUUGAGAAGCCUAAACUUCAUAACGGAACCUUAAGAGUCAUCGAAAGUGAGAGUGACUAUCUGAAUAUAAUUGCCUAUCCAACAAAGCAUGUCAUGAUAUUUUAUUACGCUGUGAAUGGUUAUGGAAGAUGCUCUGUUCCUACAGGCCUAAAUGCUCCCAGCUUUGUAGAAAAGCACAAAAAUACAAUUGAUAUCUACUUCAGAGCCUGGCAAGCAGGUAGCAGUGCUGUGAGCAAUGAUUGGUUGUGGACGUUCUUCUACAAAGACUACAGUAUUAACUAUGUACCAAAUUGGAGCGGCAGUCAUAAGAAAUAUAUGCAAGAGGUCGAAGAAACUAUUGCCAAGUUUUUGGUCGAUAAACCACUCAGUUAA